Messenger RNA from Caenorhabditis sp. 36 PRJEB53466, 495 nucleotides. The record is from the annotation of a GenBank genome assembly. Lineage: Eukaryota; Metazoa; Nematoda; Chromadorea; Rhabditida; Rhabditidae.
AUGGGACCGAUGUGCCAAUAUUUCCCUCGAAAUGUUCAAGCCUACAAUAUAAAUCGUUUCAAUCUGGAUUUCCAAGUCUGGAUAUCUCCAUCUAUCACCAUCGAGGAUAAAAAGAAGAUCGUCGAGGAGCGCCUCGCCGCCUACGCCGCCAAGAAGUCGGCCAAGCCAGGACCGAUCGCUAAGUCGUCGAUCAUCCUCGACGUGAAGCCAUGGGACGAUGAGACCGAUCUCGGUGAGAUGGAGAAGCUCGUCCGUGGAAUCGAGUUGGACGGACUUGUCUGGGGAGGUGCCAAGCUCAUCGCCAUCGGAUACGGUAACCAUUUUACUCAUCCCUUCUAAUAUGAAUUGUCUUUUCUUCCAGGAAUCAAAAAGCUCCAGAUUAUCUGCGUCAUCGAGGAUCUCAAGGUCUCCGUUGAUGACCUCAUCGAGAAGAUCACCGGAGACUUCGAGGACCACGUUCAGUCCGUUGACAUCGUCGCCUUUAACAAGAUCUAA